AGGGUGUCCUCACAGCCCGGGUUGCGCGACCGUUCUACCCUACUAGGUGUUCCCGAUGGUCGGUUCACUCCUCCAUCUUCAGGGCGUUCAUCGCCCUUAGGAGAUGUCCAACUAGGCGGUCAGCGCUACGCCGACGAUCUUGAGGGUCAGAAUGACGAGCAGGUAGAGAACCUUACGGCGAAGGUGAAGCUGUUGAAGGAUAUCACCAUUGGAAUAGGGAACGAGGUCCGGGAAUCAACAAUACAGCUCAGUCAAAUGAACGAUGCCUUCGCAGAAACCGGCGAUAUUCUUUCUGGCACCUUUCGUCGAAUGAACAAUAUGGCAGAACGACAUGGGUGCAAAUGGCUGUGGUAUAUCGUCUUCCUCGUAUUUGUCUUUUGGUUCUUUAUUGUUGUAUGGUGGUUUCGACGAUAA
Messenger RNA from Gloeophyllum trabeum ATCC 11539, 414 nucleotides. RefSeq lists its product as uncharacterized. The transcript is spliced from 3 exons. The record is from RefSeq and is a predicted model, not a curated record. The annotation marks the transcript as partial. Lineage: Eukaryota; Fungi; Basidiomycota; Agaricomycetes; Gloeophyllales; Gloeophyllaceae. Gene Ontology annotation, biological process: endoplasmic reticulum to Golgi vesicle-mediated transport.